CUACUGCGCGGCCGUCCCCAUCUCCGCCUUCCCGCUAGCGCCGACCCUAGCGAUGGCCGAGGACGAGGCGCCGGCGCUCGAGGCACCGCCGCAGCUCCACACCCUCGCCUCCACCGCCUCGGCGGUCAUGCCGGCCCUGCCCCUCGCUGGGGCGGGCGUCCCGCUCGUGCACGCAAUUCCGCUCGAGCGGCCUCCGCAGGCUGCUCCGAGCGCCGUGCCGCCGCCGCCCGUGGUCGCCUCCACGGUCGCCCCGGCGCCCCGCCCCGCCCCGCCCCGCCCCGCCGUCGUCGCCUCCCGCCUCGCGCUGCUGGCCAGCCAGGCCGCGCUGCCGCCCGCGGCGGCUCCCACGCCAUCAGCCGGGCUGGAGAACUCCAUCGCGGACGUGAUGGUGAAUCGGGGGCCGGCGGCGGCCAAGGGCGAGGGCGGGCACACCUGCGAGCUCUGCGGCGCCGUGUUCGCGCAGUCGAGGUACCUGGCGGACCACCGGCGCACGCACUCCCAGAUUCGGCCACACAAGUGCGACCAGUGCGACGCCGCCUUCAAGCGCUCCGGCGCCCUCACUGAGCACAAGCGUAUCCACACGGGCGAGAAGCCCUUCAAGUGCGACCGGUGCGACGCCGCCUUUGCGCAAGCCGGCCACCUCGCGCGGCACAAGCGGACGCACCUGAAGCGCGACGGCGGCAACGAGGAGACGUCGGGCCUUCACAAGCGCGCGCGCAACGUCCUCGUCGGACUCGGCCGGCGCGUAUACGAGUGCGACCAGUGCGACGAGGCGUUCCUCAACCCGGCGGCGCUCGCGACGCACAUGAGAGUGCACGACACCGUCAGGGAGCACACGUGCGACCUCUGCGGAAAGGCUUUCCUCGAGUCGAGUGCGCUGGCCAUCCACAAGAAAUGGACGCACGGCGUGGAGGCUCAGGCAUGAGGCUCGGUCGGCAUGUUCGAGCAUGAAGGCGUCGAGGGGACAUCGCCCGGCGCGAAGGGUGGCGGGAAGAAUGGUCUAUUCCUAGCGCUCGCCGCUGCCUGCAUCUUGUGUCGAGUGGGGUCAGCAGAAGUUAGGGUCAGGGCGGGGGAUGGUGCAUGAGUCGGGGCGACGCGGUCGCUGCAUGGGGGUUCGAAGUAUUUAUUGCGCGCCGGAGGCAGUAGGCAAGUCGGGGCUAGCCUGUGGCUUGCAUGUGGGUUCGAUAAUUUAUUGGGGUUCGUCUAGGCUCUAGCUGAGCUCUUGCUUUAAAAAAAUGUAAAUUGG
This is a messenger RNA of Emiliania huxleyi CCMP1516, 1246 nucleotides long. RefSeq lists its product as hypothetical. Gene Ontology annotation, biological process: regulation of DNA-templated transcription. The record is from RefSeq and is a predicted model, not a curated record. NCBI's taxonomy places the organism in Eukaryota, Haptophyta, Isochrysidales, Noelaerhabdaceae. Bases 128 to 925 code for a protein of 265 amino acids. The transcript is spliced from 5 exons. Gene Ontology annotation, molecular function: RNA polymerase II cis-regulatory region sequence-specific DNA binding; DNA-binding transcription factor activity, RNA polymerase II-specific.